Messenger RNA from Acanthoscelides obtectus, 627 nucleotides. The record is from the annotation of a GenBank genome assembly. Lineage: Eukaryota; Metazoa; Arthropoda; Insecta; Coleoptera; Chrysomelidae.
GCCUGUCAAUAUGUUAGUUUGCUAUUUCGUAUUUUCACGAUUCUUUUCAAACAAGUGUACGCGAAAAGGAAUAACUUAAAGAAGCAAUGGCGAUUUGGUAAAAUUACAGGGAAAUCGCUAAUCGGGUGAAUCUAAACGAAGCUAGUGUAAUGAGAUGUCGAGCGUGGUUUCAAGAAGGCCAAAAUCGCCGAGUUAGAAGUACUGGAAUUGAUCAAAGACAGACUACAGAGCAACAGGAUAGUUAUCUACACUAACAAACAACGGGAUAACUGCACAAUAACAGCUAUACGGAAAAUCAACAUUCUAGUAAGGGCUAAUCUAGUUAUUAACCACACAUGACCUGGCAAAGCUGUUAAAGGACUAUAAUGAAUGCAAUUCGCAUAUUUGUAAGUUAGAUUACAAAUGAUGACAAAACAUAACACAAUUCAUCAACUUGGUACUCGUGAAGAGAGAUUUGGAUCGGAGAGGGACCCGAACUUUUCGGUGAGAACUCUUGAGGACGAAACUGUCGUGGAAGUUAAUUUAGGGCACGACAGUGGGAUGGGACCGCAGAAGAAAGAAUGGAGAAAGCUUCCAGGAGCCCAAAGGAAGAUGGUGAAAGCUACGAAACUGACAGAUGUGUCUUAG